Molecule: messenger RNA, 231 nt
Organism: Metarhizium acridum CQMa 102
Lineage: Eukaryota; Fungi; Ascomycota; Sordariomycetes; Hypocreales; Clavicipitaceae
Source: RefSeq, a predicted model, not a curated record
AUGUGGGCCGCCAAUGUUAAGGGAGUUUCUCAAAGUGUUGAGAGUGAGCGAACGGAUGUUGCGACAUAUGAGAUCCAGGGUGCAAUGGCUCAUAAAUCUCAUAAGGACCCUAACGAGACGCAGAAUGUCAUUACCCUGACAUUCUAUAGUGCCAAAGGAACAAGAAUCGGUAGUGCACACGCUCGGGAAGAUGGGACCUAUUCAUUCCGUCCAAGCCGUGCUGGGCACUAA